Knipowitschia caucasica is the source of this 672-nucleotide messenger RNA. The record is from the annotation of a GenBank genome assembly. Lineage: Eukaryota; Metazoa; Chordata; Actinopteri; Gobiiformes; Gobiidae.
AUGAUUUCCAUGAACUCGUCUUCAACAGAGGAACCCUUCACUAAAGCCGUUGAGCUGAUGAGCCACAAGAGAACCCUGCACUUCACAUUGAGGAACAGAAGAGGUGGUGAGCCCAUGAGGUCGUCUAUGCUGGCCCUGCUCUUCCUCGUCAGUGUCCAGGCAGUGUCCAGGAUCAAGCAGCAGGAAGCAGGCGGCUCCAUCCCCACAGUGGAUUCUAAACUCUUCAGAAGGAGACGCCACCACUCACCCAGGGUGCUUAUCAGCGCCCAACCACCGGCUGCGGAGCCCGCGGGGUCCCGGGCCAGCAGGAGGAGCCGCCAAGCAGGGCCCCAGCACAGGGGCAUGUACUCAGUGUGUGACAGUGUCAGCAACUGGGUGGGGAACAAGACCAAAGCCACAGACAUUAAAGGGAUUGAGGUGACAGUGUUGCCAGAUGUAAAGAUCAACAAUGUGACCAAAAAGCAAUAUUUCUUUGAGACAACAUGUCACACCUCACACUCGGGGGCCUCAGGCUGUUUGGGAAUAGACUCGAGACACUGGAACUCCUACUGCACCAACUCCCACACUUUUGUUCGGGCGCUGACCUCUCACGACAACCUGGUGGCCUGGAGGCACAUUCGCAUCAAUGUUGCAUGUGUCUGUGUGCUGAGCCGCAAGUCAUGGCGGCAAUAA